This is a messenger RNA of Cryptococcus amylolentus CBS 6039, 950 nucleotides long. RefSeq lists its product as hypothetical. The transcript is spliced from 5 exons. Bases 16 to 774 code for a protein of 252 amino acids. Gene Ontology annotation, biological process: ubiquitin-dependent protein catabolic process. NCBI's taxonomy places the organism in Eukaryota, Fungi, Basidiomycota, Tremellomycetes, Tremellales, Cryptococcaceae. The record is from RefSeq and is a predicted model, not a curated record. Gene Ontology annotation, cellular component: proteasome core complex, alpha-subunit complex; proteasome core complex.
CAUCUAUCAUCCAACAUGGCAGCUCCAGGCGGCGGCGGCGCUUACUCCUUCUCUCUUACAACCUUCUCUCCCUCUGGUAAACUCGUGCAAAUCGAGCAUGCUCUUGCUGCUGUUGCUGGCGGUACCACCUCUCUCGGUAUCAAAGCUACCAACGGUGUAGUCAUUGCUACCGAGAAGAAGGCCCCCUCCGUUCUCCUCGACACCUCUGCGCUCGAAAAGGUCGCUCCCAUAUGCCCAAAUAUCGGCUUUGUAUACUCUGGAAUGGGCCCCGACUUCCGUGUCCUCGUCGCCAAAGCCAGAAAGAUUGCGCAGGCGUACUGGAAGGUCUACGGAGAGUAUCCCCCGACGAAGGUGUUGGUGCAGGAAGUUGCGGCGGUUAUGCAGAAAGCGACCCAGUCUGGUGGUGUGAGACCUUACGGUAUCUCUGUUUUGAUUGCUGGAUGGGAUGCCCACCGUGGCCAGUCUUUGUGGCAGAUCGACCCCUCGGGCUCUUACUGGGCGUGGAAGGCGAGCGCAAUUGGCAAGAACAUGGUCAACGGCAAGACAUUCUUGGAGAAGCGAUACAACGACGAUCUUUCCCUCGAAGAUGCCAUCCACACCGCCCUCCUCACCCUCAAAGAAGGCUUUGAAGGCCAAAUGACUGAGCAAACCAUCGAAAUUGGUGUCGUCACCGUCCCCACUAUCGAGCAGAUGCAAGAGAAGCCGGGAGAGAGACUGCCUCCUACGUUUAGAAAGUUGACAGAACAAGAAGUGAGGGACUACCUUUCGUUGUAGGUGGAGUGUUGCUAUGAGCCGAAGUUAUGUAUACAAUAACGAUCCUGCUCUUCUAUGUGGAAUCAUGAUCGAUCCUCCGCCAAGGCUGCUGCCGUCAAAGCAACACUCUGCUAACCCAGCAACUUGGAAUCUUGUCAUGAAUUUUAUUAGAUACCGACUGAUGUGACAUCUGUGCC